GGAGGGCCGGGCUCCCGGCAUCGUGGUCGCGCUCGCCCGCGGCUCUGCCCGCGGCUGCCGUCUGGACGCUUGGCCAUGUCCUGGCGCCGCGCGGUUUCGCCGGGGAGGUGGCUGGUGGCGAGCGGGAGCAGCUUGGCGUGGCGGCGCAGCGCGGCGGGAGCUGCGGGCUCGGGGAAGAUGGGAAACAGCACAUCCUCAUCUGUGGAGAAGUCAGCAACUACUCCUGUGAACCAGAUCCAAGAAACAAUUUCUAACAAUUGUGUGGUGAUUUUCUCAAAAACAUCCUGUUCUUACUGUUCAAUGGCCAAAAAGCUUUUCUAUGACAUGAAUGUCAACUAUAAAGUUGUGGAAUUGGAUAUGCUGGAAUAUGGCAGCCAGUUUCAGGAUGCUCUUCAUAAGAUGACUGGAGGAAGAACUGUUCCAAGGGUGUUUGUCAAUGGCACAUUCAUCGGAGGCGCAGCUGACACUCACAGGCUUCACAGAGAAGGGAAGUUGCUGCCGCUGGUUCAUCAAUGUAACCUACAGAAGAGCAAGAGGAAAGCCGUGGAAUGAUGUGGCCGUUCACUGGGACCAGUGAAAUGUUCGUUAAUGCAAUUCCGCUUUUUAAUUGUUCGAAGCUGUUUUAAGUGUGUGUACUACCUUCCUAAAGACAACUUCAAAUACUGGACAAUAAAUUACUGUGGACCCCCUCAAA
Molecule: messenger RNA, 694 nt
Organism: Peromyscus californicus insignis
Lineage: Eukaryota; Metazoa; Chordata; Mammalia; Rodentia; Cricetidae
Product: glutaredoxin-2, mitochondrial-like
Exons: 2
Coding region: 76-552 (158 amino acids)
Source: RefSeq, a predicted model, not a curated record